AUGAAGGAGAUACAGACAGAGAUGGGAGUGAAGAAAGACGACAACGACGGCGAUGGCGAAGAUGGGGACGACGGUGGUGGCGAUGAGGAUGACGACGAUGACAACAAGGACGACGAUGAGGUCGAUGAGGACAGUGAGGACGACGGUGAAGACGAUGAGGACAACGACGGGGACGACGAGGACGACGAGGAGUACGAGAGUCUGGCGAUUCACUGA
Molecule: messenger RNA, 216 nt
Organism: Angiostrongylus costaricensis
Lineage: Eukaryota; Metazoa; Nematoda; Chromadorea; Rhabditida; Metastrongylidae
Source: the annotation of a GenBank genome assembly